Messenger RNA from Anastrepha ludens (Mexican fruit fly), 13330 nucleotides. It is a transcript of the gene Dhc98D, whose product is annotated as dynein axonemal heavy chain 10. The transcript is spliced from 61 exons. The record is from RefSeq and is a predicted model, not a curated record. Gene Ontology annotation, molecular function: ATP binding; dynein intermediate chain binding; minus-end-directed microtubule motor activity. Bases 28 to 13179 code for a protein of 4383 amino acids. Gene Ontology annotation, biological process: microtubule-based movement. NCBI's taxonomy places the organism in Eukaryota, Metazoa, Arthropoda, Insecta, Diptera, Tephritidae. Gene Ontology annotation, cellular component: dynein complex.
AAAAUUCGCGACUAUGAAAGCUUUAAAAUGACAACCCUACUCAUACCCAAUGUUAUGGUGGGACUACGCCACAUCUGGACCAUGUCCAGCUACUACUGCCGUGACGACAAAAUGCAGAUUUUACUUUGCCAAAUUUCCAACGUCUUUAUACAGAAAGUCAAGCGCAUCGUCUGCUUCGAACACGUAUUCAGUCGCUCUGCAAAAUAUACCUAUGAGACUGCCACCAAUUGUGCCAAUUUGCUACGUUGUUGGAAGAGUGCUUACCUCGCAAGCCGUUCGUACAUUGAAAGCUCCGGUGUCGGUUCGCGUUGGGAGUUCGAUCGUCAGACGCUCUUUUCCGAAGUCGAUCAUAUUUGUCUCAUUAGUCAAGAUAUCGCAUACAUCGGGCGCGUUUUCAUUCAAUACGAAAAUCUCUUCGGUAAUCGCCUCAAAGCAAUCAUCACCGAUCCCUCGAUUGUGGAUGAUUUAAUGAAGAAGGUUUAUCGUCUGUUAGACGAAAUGCUUUCCAAUGUGGACUAUGAUAUUUUCAGGCCAGGUAACUUCGAGAAUUGGGAACAUACACUCGAAACAUUCAAUCGCCGUCUAGAGAGUGUUGAGUUUGAAGCAAAGGCCGUAAUUGAGCGUAGCAUAAAUACAUUGCGUUCGUCGGAUAUGGGGCUGGAGCUGAUUAAGACCAUCAAAGAAAUAGAUACACGCGAAGAGCUCGUCGAAUUCAUUUCAACAAAACAUGAAAAUAUUUUGCGGUUUUUCCAAACUGAAAUUAACUCUGUAGAGUUUACGUAUAGACAAAAUCGCAAAAACCCACCAAUCGGUAAGCAUCAGCCAUUCCGCAUCGGCUGCAUUCAGUGGGCGCGUCUGUUGACCAAUAAACUAAAAGUCUCCGUGUUGGCAUUCAAAAGGAUGGCAGAUGAGCCCAAUUUGAAAAAUAGUUAUGUGAAACGUAGCGCUUUCAAGCAGUAUUUUGAGUUGGUUAACCAAAUGUAUCUCUUUGAGACGGAAAUGUUCGACAGAUACACCGCCAAAGCAACCUACAUGGUGAAUGCUGUGUUCCAGAAGAAUAUACUAUGCAUACGGAUUCGCAAUCCUAAGACAUUGGAAUACAUUUCAGAGUCGCAGGAAACUCUGCAUUCGAUGCGCCGACCAACUGAAGAUGCAAGUGCAAUGCAAGACGCGGGAGGAGCUGGGUUCAAAUGCAGAAUAACAAAAUUCACCGUUUACGCAACACUCAUAUCGUGGCUGGUGUAUCGGCCUCAAGAGAGUGACUUACAGAUAAUGAAAGCUAAGUCAUUUAUCAGAGCCACGAAGGCGAAGAAGAAUCCUACCGAAAAGGACAAAUAUUAUCUGAAGAUUUGCGAAUUGCUUGUACGUGCCGAACAGCAGGAUGGUUUGCCUACUUGGCGCGAAUUGGUUGGCGAUCGUAUUUUAAUUGAAUUCGGAAUACAAUUUCGAUUGAAUCUAUCGCGUGAAAUAUUCGAGGUCAUGUUCGAGGGUCAGCAAUUUGAACAUUUCGGUUAUUUGCUGCCAAACGUUUUGCGUACAGCCAUCAUGAAGAAAGAAAUGCUAUUCAAUGACUACGAAGCUGUAGCCAACAUCAUCAAUAGAUAUAAUGCGAUCAUUGAUGGACUAGUGCUGUCGGAGGUCAACUUCCUACGCGAACAUCUCUUUGAAACCGAACUCGUCAUACAAACCGGCAUCGGCCGUUACACCUGGCUGUCGUUUAAUAUUGUAAAAUAUUGCGAAUCUGUUAACGUUUUGAUACGUAAACUUACUUCUAUCGUAUCGCAAAUCAAUUUUAUACGUUUGGAUGUAAAAAGUCGAAUAAAUCGCAUUAAGCAUUUCAAUCUUUUUGAUAUACACGACCGCACCGGCAUCGACCCCACGCCCAAAACGCCGGCUUUGCAAUUUACUGCUGAAUCGAAUGCGUCAGUAACGCAACAAGAAUCAGCACUUAGUGCCCAAUCGGAUGAUCCAAAAGAGGAGGCCGAACUGACACAACAAGAAAGAGAGUGCGGCAAGGAUAUGUAUCAUUUUCAAGGAUACUAUGAGAAGUUGGAGCAAUCGCGCAAUGAAAAAUGUGCACACAUGCAGAAGAUAUAUGACUCGAUUGGGCCGGUGCUGGUGAAGUUGGAGAGUCUGGUGUUGGGCACUUUCACUGGACGCUCGGAGGAGAUGCGCGGUUACUAUACUUAUUGGGAACAGAUAACCUACCAGUGCAUCUUGGACAACGCCUAUAAAAAUCUGAAAUGCUUCAUUGAACGUUUACUAAGUGAUGUGCCCAUGUUCGAAGUGAAUGCCGUAAUGAUGAUGUCCGAAAUUAUGCUGGAGCCAAGCGCUUCGGAGAUGCAGAACAUAAUGCUGCAAGCGGCUAAAGAUUAUCUAGAAAGGAUCCACAUCUACACGCGAUGGAUGGAUGGCACAUGCCUGCCUUGUGCGCCAAUUAAUGACGAAUACGGCGAUAAGUACAUCUUCACAUUCUACGAAGAUGUCAUCCAGGUACGCGACAUCAGCCAUUUGGCCGUGCGCGUUCAUGAGGUUGCCAACGCUUUGGUGUACGAGUGCAAAGUCGUUAUUUCCAAAUUUAGGCAAUACUACUACUUGUGGGCCUUCGAUAAAUAUACCAUAGCUGAGAAAUUUAUUAAUCGUGGCAUGCCACUUGUGGCACUUGAUGAGAAAUUUACAUUUUUUUACAAUAUCAUUGAGCAGAUACAAAGGAUGCCUCCCUAUUGGAAUGUCAAAAGUAUUCGCAUCAAUUUGAGGAAGCUUAUGGACAGCAUAUCUCAGCAUGCCCAGCAAUGGCGUGCAAUACUUGGCGAGUUGCUGGCCAAUAGAGCAUCAGAAAAUAUUUUGAAUUUGCGAAAUGAAAUCAAAGAGCUCCGUUUCAAUUUGGAUAAGACGACCAAAGAACUGGCUGACUUCAAAUUGGUCAUGCAAACAAUCUCUACAAUUCAAACGAAAACGCUAAGCUAUGAACACCGAAUCCAUGAGCUACAGGAAACCUUUACUGUGCUGGCAGAGCACAACAUCAAGUUCAACUUCGACGAUUUGUUGAUGGCGCAUCACCUGGAGAAACGUUGGAAUCGUCUCUUCCGCUCAUCGCUCUACCGCAUGGAUAAGGUGCAACCAAUUAAACAGAAAUUCGCCGAUAUGACUUCCGUUGAAAUCUCAUCAUUCUGGACAGAGCUGGAAGCAUUCAUAUUGGAUUUCGAAGAGAAUGGGCCGGGCUCAGUGGGUCCUGACCUGGACAAAGGCGGUAAGCUGAUGGACUUUUACGGCGCCAAAUUGAAUUCCUACGAAGAGCGACGCAUUGAAUUGUCCAAUGCGGAGAAACUUUUCGAUAUGCCGAUGGCCGAUUACAAUGAAUUCUCAAGAAUCAAGACUGACUACGAAGGCAUGAUAUUGAUUUACAAACUGUACAAAGCCUAUAAAACUGGAAGAGAGGUUUGGUCGAAGACAUUAUGGGCCGAUUUGGAUCCACAAAUACUAACGGAAGGCAUCGAAAGUUACCUGAAAGAGUUUCGUAAACUACCGAAGCAGGUACGCAUGUUGCCCUCGGGCCAGAUGCUCGAGCUGAGUAUGAAACAGUUCAAGAACACCGUACCGCUAAUGGUCAGCCUCAAAAAUGAGGCAUUGCGCGAACGCCAUUGGAAUCAAUUGAUGGAGAAGACCGGACAGCUCUUUGAUAUGGCGCCAGCACGCUUUACGCUCGAGAAUAUGUUCGCAAUGAAGUUGCACGAAUAUCAGGAAAUCGCUGAACAAAUUCUUAAUAAUGCAAUUAAAGAGCUGGCCAUUGAACGUGGCGUCAAAGCAGUUGAAGAUACCUGGGCUACUAUGGCAUUUAAAGUGCAUAAGCACUACAAAGGCAAUGAAGAUCGUGGUUUCACACUGGGUUCGGUGGAGGAGAUCGUCGUAACUCUAGAGGAUAAUGCAAUGAAUUUGCAAUCAAUGGGUGCCUCACAGUUCAUUGGCCCAUUUCUGGAGACUGUUAAUAAGUGGGAGCGCUUGCUGUCCUUGAUCGGUGAAAUCAUUGACGAGUGGCAAGUGGUGCAGCGCAAGUGGCUCUACCUGGAGGGCAUCUUCAUUGGUGGCGAUAUUCGGGCACAGUUGCCCGAGGAAGCAAAGAAAUUCGAUGACAUUGACAAAGCAUACCGCAGAAUUAUGGUUGAUUGUGCCAAGAAUCCUUUGGUGGUGCCACUAUGCUCAGUGCCUGGCCGUUUGCCCGAAAUUCAAGGACUCGGUAUUGGUUUGGAGAACUGUCAGAAGUCAUUAAACGAGUAUUUGGAAUCGAAAAGACGCAUAUUUCCGCGCUUUUACUUCAUUUCUACGGAUGAGUUGCUCUCGAUUUUGGGCAGCAGCGAACCAUCGGCUGUGCAAAACCACAUCAUCAAGAUGUACGACAACAUUAAGUCACUGCGCUUCUCCAAAGACAAUUCUGAUCAGCCCAUCGUCACUGCUAUGAUAUCCAGCGAGGGUGAGGUUAUGGAAUUUCGCCAUAGCGUGCGCGCUAAGGGUCGCGUUGAGAACUGGAUGUGCGACGUGCUGGAUGAGAUGCGACGCUCAAAUCGUUUCAUCACCAAGCGUGCCAUCUUUGACUUUGGCACUGAUCUGGAAAUAACAAGACCCGAUUGGAUGAUGAACUACCAAGGCAUGGUGGCGUUGGCUGCCUCGCUCGUCUGGUGGACCGCUGAAGUGGAAGAGGCUUUCGAUCAGGCCACCAAUCAUCACAAUAUGCGCGCCAUGAAGGAUUUCCUUGAAAAGCAAAAUCAUCAAAUUGAAGAGCUGGUCAUUAAGGUGCGCUCAAAUUUGACCCGCAACGAUCGACUCAAAUUCAAAACCAUCACAACAGUCGAUGUGCAUGCACGCGAUAUCAUCGAAGCGUUCGUGCGUGACAACAUUCUGGACGCAAGCGAAUUCAGUUGGGAGAGUCAAUUGCGUUUCUAUUGGCUCAAGCUAUACGACAAUCUAUAUGUUAUCCAAUGCUCAGGCCAAUUCGAAUAUGGCUAUGAAUAUAUGGGCCUGAAUGGGCGUUUGGUUAUCACACCGCUGACAGAUCGUAUCUAUUUGACUAUUACACAGGCUCUGCUUAUGAAUCUGGGUGGUGCACCGGCGGGACCUGCUGGCACAGGUAAAACGGAAACAACUAAGGAUUUGGCUAAAGCCAUGGCGCUUCUGUGUGUUGUCACCAAUUGCGGUGAGGGUAUGGAUUUCCGCGCUGUAGGCACCAUUUUAGCCGGCUUGGCUCAGUGUGGCGCCUGGGGAUGUUUUGACGAGUUCAAUCGCAUCGAUAUCUCAGUGUUGAGUGUCAUAUCUACACAGCUUCAAACCAUACGAAAUGGAUUGAUAAGGAAACUGGAUCGUAUUAUUUUCGAAGGCAGUGACAUCAAACUCGACCGCAAAGUGGGCGUCUUUGUCACCAUGAACCCGGGCUAUGCAGGGCGUACAGAGCUGCCUGAAUCGGUUAAGGCGCUAUUUCGGCCGGUGACCUGCAUUAAACCGGAUUUGGAGUUGAUCUGCUUAAUUUCGCUCUUCUCUGAUGGAUUUUUAACGGCCAAAGUUCUGGCAAAGAAGAUGACAGUACUCUACAAGCUGGCAGAGGAACAACUCUCCAAGCAAUGCCAUUACGAUUGGGGUUUACGUUCGCUGAAUUCAGUACUGCGGAUGGCGGGUGUGAUGAAGCGAGCAUCGGAGGAUCUACCCGAGGCUGUUGUGCUGAUGCGUGUGCUGCGUGACAUGAACUUUCCGAAGUUCGUCUUUGAGGAUGUGCCUUUGUUUUUGGGACUUAUUAAGGACUUGUUUCCUGGCAUUGAUUGCCCACGCAUUGGUUAUCCGACCUUUAAUGCUGCCGUGCGACACACCCUCGUAACCGAUGGCUAUGUACUACUAGCAGAUCAGGAGGAUAAAGUGGUGCAAAUGUACGAGACCAUGAUGACCCGGCACUCGACGAUGAUUGUUGGGCCAACAGGUGGUGGCAAGACUGUCGUCAUAAAUACACUAAUUAAAGCACAAUACCACAUGGGCCUGCCCACCAAGUGCACCGUACUUAACCCCAAGGCCUGUUCGGUAAUCGAAUUAUAUGGUUUCCUCGACAUGGAUACACGCGAUUGGAUUGAUGGAUUAUUUUCGAAUAUAUUUCGUGAGAUGAAUAGGCCGACCGAACGAGAGGAACGACGUUAUGUCUGCUUUGACGGGGAUGUGGACGCUCUGUGGAUUGAGAACAUGAACUCGGUUAUGGAUGAUAAUAAGCUGUUGACAUUAGCGAAUGGAGAGCGCAUCAGAUUGGAAAGCUAUUGCGCGCUGCUAUUUGAGGUCGGCAACUUGUGGUAUGCAUCACCAGCUACUGUCUCCCGCGCCGGCAUGGUUUAUGUGGAUCCAAAAAAUCUGCGUUACGCUCCGUACUGGCAACGUUGGAUAUUGACGCGCCCCGAAGGCGAACACGAGAUAUUAAAUGAAUUUUACGAGAAAAUAAUUGUGCAAUCGAUCGGUUUUAUCUUGGAGGGUGUGGAUGGCACCUCUCAGGGUAAUCCCUUGAAAAUGGUCAUUCCCCAAACGGAACUGAAUAUGGUUGUGCAAUUUUGCUGCAUGUACGAUGCUGUGCUGCCUGUAUACAGCAACGUGGUUGACAUAACAACAGAAGCACCGGAGGCUAUCGUUUACGAUCAGGACGCGAUUGAAUGUGGAUUUAUUCAGUGCGCCUACAGCUCACUGGGAGCCACACUCAUCGAGCGGGACAAGCCAAUCUACGACGAGUUUAUGAAGCGAAUUGCUGGCUUCCCCCCCGUAACGGACUCACAACAAAAACCAGCAACCGGUGGUCAGCUGCCCAAUAGCAAACCUACACUCUACGACUAUUUCUAUAGUCGUGAAAAAGAAUGUUGGAUUGCUUGGGAAUGGGUGGUACCCGAGUAUAUUCACGAUCCCGAAAUGAGGUUUAGUGAAAUUUUAGUACCAACCGUUGACAGUACACGCACUACCAGAACGCUGGCCUUGAUGAAAGAGAUUAAGCGACCGGUGCUACUGGUCGGCGAGGCGGGCACAUCAAAGACUGCCAUGAUUUCACAGUAUUUACGUAACUUAAAUCCGGAAUCGAAUAUCAUAUUGAAUAUUAAUUUUUCAUCGAGAACUUCAUCUAUGGAUGUGCAACGCACGCUCGAGGCGGCUGUGGAAAAACGCACAAAGGAUACAUUCGGCCCACCAAUAGGCAAGAAAAUAGCCUGCUUUAUAGAUGACAUGAAUAUGCCACAAGUUGAUGAAUACGGAACACAACAGCCGAUUGCAUUGCUCAAGCUGCUCUUCGAACGCGGUGGCAUGUACGAUCGUGGCAAGGAUUUAAAUUGGAAAAAGUUCAAAGAUCUCACAUUCUACGCGGCCAUGGGUUGCGCCGGCGGUGGCCGCAACGAAGUCGAUCCACGUUUCAUAUCUAUGUUUGCCGUCUUCAAUAUUGUCUUCCCCAACGAUGAAUCGCUACAGCAAAUUUACGUUUCCAUAUUCAAAGGGCAUCUGAUGCAUAGUAGCGAAUUUAAAGCGGAACUACUGCCGAUGGCAGAUUUUGUGGUCAGCAUGACGCUGCGACUAUUUAAGAUUGUCAUUGUGGAACUGCCACCAACACCAUCGAAAUUCCAUUAUAUCUUUAACUUGAAGGAUUUGUCGCGUAUCUUCGCCGGCAUGCUGUUGAUCCAUUCGAACUACUUUCGCGACCUGCGUGCCUUGAUACGCGUUUGGCGUAAUGAGUUUACCAGAAUUAUUUGCGAUCGAUUAAUUUCGGAUAAUGAUGUCAACUUAAUAAGAAAGCACAUUGAGGAGGAGGUGACUGAGACGUUCCCAUCGGGCUUUGAGGAGGAGUACGGUUUCAUAGACCCAGAUGCAGUGGCUCAAGAGCAACAAGACUUAUUGGCUAUGAACCCCGACGAAGAGCCCGUAAUUAUAACGUUCCACGAUUACGUUUUCCGUGAACCGAUACUAUAUGGUGACUUUCGCAAUGCAAUGAAUGAAUCCGAGCCGCGCUUUUAUGAGGACUUAGUAGACUACAGUGCCGUGCAUGCGCUUUUCGAAGAGAUACUAGAAGAAUAUCAAGAGCGUAGAGGCAAAAUGAACUUAGUACUGUUUGAAGAUUGCUUGGAGCAUUUGACGCGCAUACAGCGCACCUUACGCAUGCAUCGUGGACAUGUAAUGAUAAUCGGCGUGGGCGGUAGCGGCAAGAAGAGCAUUACGCGCUUAGCGGCAUUCGCUGCGGAAUGUGAAGUUUUUGAAAUCAUUGUGGCACGCGGCUACAAUGAAACCUCCUUCCGCGACGAUCUUAAGCGUCUGUAUACAAUGGUGGGUGUGGAACGCAAGAAAACCGUCUUCCUCUUCACGGCCGCGCAGAUUGUUGAAGAGGGCUUCCUGGAGCUGAUUAAUAAUAUUCUAACAGUGGGUCAAGUGCCAGCGCUCUUUGCCGACGACGAGAAGGAUGCUGUGGUAUCCUCGUGUCGCGUCGCCGCCGAAGAAGCCGGUUACUCCGCUUCCAAGGACUCCGUUUGGUUAUAUUUCUUACGCACUUGCGCUGAGAAUUUGCAUGUCUCCCUAUGCAUGUCACCGGCCGGCGAUGCGUUGCGCAAUAGAUGUAGAAGUUUCCCCGGUCUAAUUGGCAGCACCUACAUAGAUUGGGUGUUCCCUUGGCCACAGCAAGCUUUAUCGGCCGUGGCACAACUUUUCCUUUCGCAACAUAAAAUGAUUCCUGCAGAACAUCGCGAUGCUAUCAUAGAGCAUGUGGUUCAUGUGCAUACGACCAUUCAAAUAUACUCACGCGAGUACUUACUGAAGCUGCGUCGCAACAAUUAUGUCACACCGAAGCAUUAUCUGGACUUUAUCAAUACCUACGUACAUCUUCUAGAGGAGCGAAGCAACUUCAUUAGUAUGCAACGCAACCGUCUCAAGGAGGGCAUACAAAAGAUCGAUGAUGCCGCUAAGCAAAUUGAAGAGUUACGUCUAAUCGUGAGCGAGCAGAAAGCCAAUGUGGCCAAGGCUUCGGAAGAAUGCGAAGCUAUGUUAGUGAAUAUAGAAGAAUCAACGCAAAAGGCUAAUAUAAAAAAAGCAGAGGCUUCUGAGAAAUCCAUCGAAGUGGAGAUUAAGGGUAAGCAAAUCGCCAUCGAGAAAGAAGAUGCCGAAGAGGCGCUUGCUGAAGCUAUGCCAGCGCUGGAAGAGGCCCGACGUGCGCUGGCCGACCUCGACAAAGCCCAAAUUACCGAGAUCCGUUCCUUUGCUACGCCACCACCGCAAGUGCAAGUCGUUUGUGAAUGUGUCGCCAUAUUGAAGGGCUUGAAGGAAAUCAAUUGGAAGUCAGCCAAGGGCAUGAUGUCCGAUGUUAACUUUCUGAAGAGUUUAAUGGAAAUGGAUUGUGAGGCGCUAACGGCCAAACAGAUAAAUGGAUGUCGUGCACAUAUGAAGAAUUCGAAUUUAGAUGACAUGGAAAAGAUUUCCAUAGCCGGUGCGGGGCUUUUGAAAUUUGUGCGAGCUGUGAUAGCCUUCUACGAGGUGUACCGUGAGGUAAAGCCGAAAAAGGAACGAGUUGACUUUCUAGUGCAAGAGCAAGAAAUACAAAUCAAGCUGCUGAAUCAUCUAAAUAAUGAAAUUGCCAAGCUAGAAGAACAGCUCGACCAGUUGAAUCACCGUUAUGCGGAAUCGAUGAAGCAAAUGAAGGCGCUAACGGAGAUGAUGCGACAGGCCGAACGUAGAUUGAUCGCUUCCAAUAAGCUCAUCAGCGGUUUAAGCUCCGAGCGCAGUCGCUGGGCGGAAGACAUGGAGAACUUCCGCAAACAAAAAAUCAAUAUGAUUGGACAAUGUUUAUUGUGUGCUUCUUUUCUAGCCUAUACAGGCGCCUUUUCGUGGGAAUUCCGUACUGCCAUGGUAUUUGAUGACUGGCUUAAGGAUGUGCAAAACCGUUUAAUUCCCGUACCUACGCCAUUCCGCAUCGACGAAAGCCUCACAACGGAUGUUGAAGUGUCCACUUGGACUUCGGAAGGUCUACCACCGGACGAGCUCUCUGUACAAAAUGGUAUAUUGACUGUACGCGCUUCUCGCUUCCCGCUCUGCAUCGAUCCCCAGCUGCAAGCUUUACACUGGAUUAAAAAACGUGAAGCACGACAAAAUCUAAAAACGCUCUCUUUCUCCGAUUCCGAUUUCUUGAAACAACUCGAAAUGGCACUGAUGUAUGGCUAUCCAGUGCUGUUCGAAGACGUCGAUGACUACAUAGAUCCAGUCAUAGACAGUGUGCUGAGUAAAGAUGUGCAAGUGGUUAGUGGACGUAAAUUCAUUGUGUUGGGUGACAAGGAGGUAGAUUUCGAUCCGAACUUCCGCUUAUAUUUGACUACGAAAUUUUCCAAUCCUAAAUUUGAUCCCGCCGUCUUCGCCAAAGCGAUGGUCAUCAACUACACCGUCACACAGGCGGGUCUAGAAGAUCAAUUGUUGAGCGUAGUUGUGCGCUCGGAACGACCUGACUUGGAGCAGCAGCGCGAAUCUCUCAUAGCGCAGACAAGUGAAAACAAGCAGUUGCUGCAACAGCUGGAGGAUUCCUUGCUGCGCGAAUUGGCCACCUCGACGGGUAAUAUGCUAGACAAUGUCGAAUUGAUUGAGACACUGGAGAAUACUAAAACCAAAGCGGCUGCUGUCUCCGAACAAUUGCAAUUAUCGGCGGAGACGAGCAAGGACAUUGAGAAACUACGCAAUGGAUAUCGACCGGUUGCUAUACGUGGCGCAGUGCUCUUCUUUGCGCUCUCUGACAUGUCUUCGGUCAAUAGCAUGUAUCAAUAUGCAUUGGCUGCCUACUUGGACGUGUUCGGCUAUUCGCUGCGUAAAUCCGUGCCCGACACAGUGCUCGUCAAGCGGCUGGGCAAUAUAAUAAAGACUUUGACCGAGAAUGUUUAUUGUUAUGGCUGCACCGGCUUUUUCGAGCGGCACAAAUUACUCUUCUCUUUCCAAAUAGCCACAAAGCUUGCAAAAAGCAGUGGCACUCUGACGCAGGCUGAAUUAGAUUUUUUCAUUAAGGGCGCGAUUACAUUAACGAAAAGUGAACGCGCUUGCCCGGUCAAAUGGUUAACCGAUAAGGGCUGGGAGGAUAUGCUAAAAUUGGCCAGCGACUUUCCGGAAAAUUUCGGCACAUUACCAGAUAGCUUGGGGCACCUGCCCCAGGAAUGGAAGGAGUGGUUUGAUUUGGAGAAUCCGGAAGAAGUGCCAUGUCCGGGCGAAUACAACAUCAAAUGUAAUCCAUUUCAGAAAUUAAUGUUCCUGCGUUGUUUCCGUGUCGAUCGAAUUUUCCGUGCAAUAAAUGAAUACAUCGUGGACACUAUGGAUGAGUUCUACAUCACGCCGCCAGUGAUUAGUUUCUUCAACAUCUACGAGCAGACCAACAGCAAUACGCCUGUUUGCUUUAUCCUCAGCGCCGGCUCGGACCCCACGAAUGAUUUAAUGAAAUUGGCAGACGUUGUUGGCUUAGGCAUGGGCAAUUUUUGUCACAUCUCACUGGGACAAGGCCAAGAGAAGAAUGCUGUCAAUUUACUGGAUAAAUCUAUUCGCCAAGGUUUUUGGCUGAUGCUACAAAAUGGUCAUUUACUCAUCAGCUUCGUACGCUCGUUAGAGAAGUAUCUUGAAAAAAUCGAAUCACCACAUCCGGAUUUUCGUUUAUGGAUAACAACAGAUCCUUCGCCUACUUUUCCAAUUGGUAUAUUACAAAAAUCUCUAAAAGUUGUCACCGAGCCACCGAAUGGCUUGAAGUUGAAUUUGCGCUCCACCUUUUUCAAAGUACGUCAAGAACGCUUGGAAGCCUGCUCGCAUUCUGCAUUCCGUCCACUGGUUUAUGUACUGGCUUUUUUCCAUGCGGUUGUGCAGGAGCGCCGGAAGUACGAUAAAAUAGGCUGGAACAUUUCUUACGAUUUCAACGAAUCCGAUUUUGAUGUCUGUCUUGAAAUACUGACGACUUAUCUAAACAAAGUAAACGAUUCGACAGGAAAGGUGCCCUGGAACAGCCUGAAAUAUUUAAUUGGUGAGGUCAUGUAUGGUGGACGUGUUAUCGAUGACUUUGAUCGCCGCAUUACUCGCAUUUAUAUGGAUGAAUAUAUGGGUGAUUUCCUCUUUGAUACCUUCAAUCCAUUUCAUUUUUAUCACGACGAAAAUGUUGACUACUACAUACCGGAGGAAGAGGUGGUGCUAAAGGAGGACUUCAUAGCUCAUAUUGAUAAGUUGCCGCUCGUCAACAAACCGGAUGUUUUCGGUUUGCAUCCAAAUGCGGAAAUUGGUUAUUAUACACAGUCGACGCGCAACAUCUGGAAUCAUUUGAUCGAUUUGCAGCCACAGACAGGCGAUGCGACGGGAGGUAUUAGUCGCGAUGAUUUCAUCGACAACGUCGCUUCUGGCAUAUUGAAUAAGCUGCCUGUGGCCUUUGAAGUAUGGCGUGUCAAAAAGCAAAUCCAAAUGAAUAUUACACCGACAGGCGUGGUGCUGCUGCAAGAACUGGAUCGGUUCAAUUUGCUCGUAAUACGCAUCAAGAAGACGCUCGAGCUGUUACGCAAGGCCAUCGCUGGUGAAAUCGGAAUGGACAAUGUGCUGGACAACAUCGCUAACUCCCUGUUCAAUGGACUGUUGCCAAAUGAUUGGCGCAAACUGGCGCCGGCCACAUGCAAGCAACUCGGCAGCUGGAUGGAGCAUUUGCAGAAUCGCGCCACACAAUUCAAGUAUUGGGCCAUGUCAGGUGAACCAUUGGUGAUCUGGUUGUCUGGUCUGCAUAUUCCUCAAAGCUAUCUAACUGCAUUGGUACAGAUGGCAUGUCGCAAAAACGGUUGGCCACUGGACAGAUCUACUUUAUACACCUGCGUUACCAGCUACCUGGAUCCCGAUGACGUGGAGGAGCGACCGCCGACGGGCUGCUACAUUCAAGGUUUGUUUUUGGAAGGUGCACGUUGGGACUUGGACAUUAUGCAACUGGCGCGUUCACAUCCCAAAAUUUUGGUUGAAGACCUUCCGAUACUGUCGGUGGUGCCGAUAGAGGUGCAUCGCCUUAAGUUGCAGAAUACGUUUCGCUCUCCUGUGUACACUACUUCGUUGCGGCGAAAUGCUAUGGGUGUUGGACUCGUUUUCGAAGCUGACCUGGCCACUGCGGAGGAUCUAAGCCACUGGGUAUUACAGGGGGUUUGCCUCACCCUCAAUCGAGACUGAAAAUUUUCUGAUUGCUAUUGUUGUUUUGUUUAUUUCGAGUUUUGUGAUAUUUGCAAAAUACUAAUUCUUAUAUAUUUUGGUUUGGUUCAGAUUUUUCGAUGUUAAAAUUGCACCAUUUGCUUUCUUAUGUAUGUACCUUUUGGCUUAAUAA